Messenger RNA from Theobroma cacao (cacao), 2016 nucleotides. RefSeq names its product S-adenosyl-L-methionine-dependent methyltransferases superfamily protein. The record is from RefSeq and is a predicted model, not a curated record. NCBI's taxonomy places the organism in Eukaryota, Viridiplantae, Streptophyta, Magnoliopsida, Malvales, Malvaceae.
UGGAGAGGAGAGACGUAAGUUACCGAAAUCGUAUCUGGUUAAACGCGGGGACCUAACGGUGAAGAAAAAGUGAAAACACGUACGAAAACGUUGCGUUUUAGGCGCCAAGCUUUCAGCUUCAGCAGCGAAAACCCUAAACCCUCUCUGUCUCUAACUCUUUGGUUUCUCUCUCCUCUGUUCCCCUGUUCCUGCAUCCACGCCGAGUAAAACAGUCUUAUCCAAUGAUGGCUUCCAAUACGCAAAACAAUGUGGAGCAGCAACAACCGGCACAGUCACAGAGGAUACAAAUAUACCCUACCACUAACCCUGGAGUUUCUCCCUUUUGGAGAGACAAGUAUGAAAGAGACGCUAAGAAGUAUUGGGAUCAAUUCUACAGGCGGCAUCAAGAUAGAUUUUUCAAAGAUCGGCACUACUUGGACAAGGAGUGGGAUCAGUAUUUCUCUGGAAGUGGAAGAAAAGUUAUUCUGGAGGUUGGCUGUGGAGCUGGAAAUGCUGUAUUCCCUUUGAUUGCCACUUACCCAGAUGUUUUUGUUCAUGCAUGUGACUUUUCACCCCGUGCAGUUAAUUUGGUUAAGGCACAUAAAGAGUUCACUGAGACUCGUGUCAGUGCUUUUGUCUGUGACCUGACGACUGAUGACCUUAGCAAACAGAUUUCUCCAGCCUCUGUUGAUGUUGUAACCAUGAUUUUUGUGUUAUCUGCAGUAUCCCCAGAGAAGAUGCCUUCAGUCUUGCAGAACAUCAAAAAAGUUCUCAAGCCAAAUGGUUAUGUGCUGUUUCGAGACUAUGCUGUUGGAGACCUUGCUCAGGAAAGGUUCUCUGGCAAGGAUCAAAAAAUCAGUGAAAACUUCUAUGUCAGGGGUGAUGGCACUCGUGCUUUCUAUUUUUCUAAUGAGUUCUUGACAAGCUUGUUUAAAGAACAAGGACUUGAUGCUGAAGAACUUGGUUUGUGUUGCAAACAAGUUGAGAAUCGAGCACGUGAAUUGGUGAUGAAUCGGCGUUGGGUCCAAGCUGUAUUUCGCUAUUCAGAUUGUGUAAACUCUUUCCCUAGUUCAGAGGCUCCUACUAAGGCUGUUGUGGAGCCUGUUGAAGAUGUGGUUGACAUGUCUGAAGGUAUGGCAGUCGAAAUGUUUGGAGUUCCAACUACUAAUGAUAAUGAGGUUAUUAACAUUGAGCUUGACUGCCGCAAUUUCAAGAUCAAAGUACUAUCCAAAGAGUACCAACACACGUGCAAAUCAACUGGCUUGAUGUUGUGGGAAUCAGCUCGUUUGAUGGCUGCUAUCCUUGCAAGAAAUCCAAAUAUUGUCGCAGGGAAAAGGGUUUUGGAAUUGGGGUGCGGCUGUGGAGGCAUCUGCUCAAUGGUUGCCGUCAGAUCUGCAAACACUGUGGUUGCCACUGACGGAGAUAGAAAAGCACUUGAGUUAUUGACCCAAAAUAUCACAUCAAACCUUAGACCACCAUUUUUAACUAAACUUAUUACGAAGAGACUAGAAUGGGGAAAUAGGGAUGAUAUCGAAGCCAUUAAAGCCUUGAAUCCUGAAGGCUUUGAUUUAAUCAUAGGAACAGAUGUUACUUACAUUCCUGAAGCUAUUUUACCUUUGUUUUCAACUGCAAGAGAUUUGAUGUCAUCUAACAGAAGUGCUGGCAGGGACGAAGCGCCGGCACUAAUUCUCUGUCAUAUCUUUCGGCGAGUUGACGAGCCGUCUCUACUUUCAGCUGCAUCUCAAUUUGGUUUUAGGCUCGUAGACAAGUGGGCAAAAGCAAGUGCAGCCGAUCAGUCUCAAAGCUUAAUCAGCUCUUGGUUUCCAGAGGACAGGUUCAAGGGGCAUAUCCCUACUUCGGCACUAAAUAUCAUGUAUUUCCAAAUAGAUUGAAAGGCAUCUUAAUGCUUUCACGUUAAUGAUAGUUUGCCAUAAUUUUGCUUUUUUUUUAAAAAAAAUACUGCCUAUGUUUAAUCGGAAGUGAAUUCAUUUUUGUAGCUUGGUGUUCUUCGUAGUUGUACCAUUUUCUCUUCCUGUA